UCAAGUUGUUUCAGAGAAAACUCCCGCGUCAUUCGUGGUUCCUGAAACUUCCUCAGAUUUUGAUCCGCCAGCGAUGGCCGCCAGACCGAUGGGCUCGACCAGGCAGUUAGCUUUGUCUUCGCCUUCCACCACCGCCACAACCACCGUAACCAUUAAUUCCAGCGAUCCAUCCUCUUCGUCGCAGGACCAAUCACAACAACAGCACCAGCAGCCGGAAGUCCUUUUCCUUCCCCUUAAUCGCAAGAAGAAGAAGGUCAGCUGGAAAGAUGGCACCAUAGACAACGAGUUUAUGCAGAAGAAGAGCUCCAAGAAGUGCUGUAUCUUUCACAAACAGAAACCCUUUGAUGAAGACGAUAGCGAUGAAGAUGACGAGCACGGCCAUAACCCUGAUAAACAUCCCCAUGAUCAUGGUGAUGGCGGGUGCUGUUCUGGGAAUCAUGAUCAAGCUGGUCCGAGCGGUUAGGGUUCUAGAUUUAUAACCUAUUUUAACAAUUUAUGGAAAAAUCAAUUGAGGGGCUUACCUUUUGUUUCUUUUCUUCUGUUUUUCGGUAAGAUAAGAUUGAAUGGCUUACGAAUUCUUUGGAAUUUGAACCUUUGGUUGUUUUGUAUACUAAACUAUCGAAGUUUUGUGAAGUGAGGAUUAUAUAUGUUUCGCAAA
Messenger RNA from Neltuma alba, 658 nucleotides. Its product is annotated as protein phosphatase 1 regulatory subunit INH3-like. The coding region runs from base 74 to 463 and encodes 129 amino acids. The transcript has a single exon. Lineage: Eukaryota; Viridiplantae; Streptophyta; Magnoliopsida; Fabales; Fabaceae. Gene Ontology annotation, molecular function: protein phosphatase 1 binding; protein serine/threonine phosphatase inhibitor activity. The record is from RefSeq and is a predicted model, not a curated record. Gene Ontology annotation, cellular component: nucleus.